AUGGGCGUAUUCACUGUGAUCUUCCAUCACGAGGGUAACAUUUUGCAUGAUAAGUUCACAUUUUAUAGGGGGGAUGAUACGGUCGUGGAAGGUCAAAAUUCUGACACUUGGAGUUUUUUUGAGGCUGCAAGUUUAAUUAAGGAUUGGGGAUAUGAUGGAUUUAGGUUGUGGACAAAAUUCCCAGGGAUUGAUGAAGGGCUUCUUCAUGUCAUUGAUGAUGUACUAGCUUAA
This is a messenger RNA of Lathyrus sativus (Indian pea), 231 nucleotides long. The record is from the annotation of a GenBank genome assembly. NCBI's taxonomy places the organism in Eukaryota, Viridiplantae, Streptophyta, Magnoliopsida, Fabales, Fabaceae.